AUGUCGAUUUCUUCGUUGGGGUUUGCAAUCUCAAGGCCAACUUCUUCUUCAUCUUCAUAUACGAAUUUAGUGAACUCUCGCAUCGUUGGACUCGCUACGUCUUCUUUGUUAUGGGCAAAGAAAAAACCUCACCUCAUAAACACAAAGCUCAAGCAAAAGCUCUGCGUUAAAGUUUCAGCUAAAGAGAUUCCGCAGAAACUAGAGGAAGAUUCCAAGUUUGUACCUUUGGAUCCUCAAGAUCCUGUAUUCGGCCCUCCAGUUUUGUUGUUGCUUGGCUUUCAAUUUCAUGAAGCACAAAAGGUACAAGAGCUUCUUAAGGAGCUCGAUGGCGAAUUCAUGAAGAUUAUGUUCUGUACGGAAGAUAUGAUCCCGCGUUCGUUAUGGGAAGCAGUCAACACAAGACAGACUGACCUGAAGAGAGUGAAAAUAGCGGAGUCGCUGCCUAGGAUCUGCUUCUUAUCUGGUUUGACAGGAGAGGAGAUGAUGAUGUUCAUUGAUGCGUUUCCAGAAACCGGGCUAGAACCAGCAGUGUUUGCAGCUAUGGUUCCGAACAGUGCUGAUAAACCUAUCUUGGAAUUGAUGGAGGAAAUCAUGGGAGAUCACGAGUUGAUGGUUAGUGAAUCUCUAAAAAUGACGCACCAAAGUCACUAG
Molecule: messenger RNA, 651 nt
Organism: Thlaspi arvense
Lineage: Eukaryota; Viridiplantae; Streptophyta; Magnoliopsida; Brassicales; Brassicaceae
Source: the annotation of a GenBank genome assembly